AUGCCAUACAAAAAUAAGAAGAGCGAGGCUGAUAACCAGAGUGAGUUGGAACAAGGCACUAACAGAGUUCUAGGCAUUGAUCGGCCAGAAACACAGGUGGAAAAAAGAUGCUGGGGAACAGUAAUACUCGCUGUAGUACUUUUCAUAUCUUUUAACACUCAACAUAGGGUGAAAUUUCCUCCAGAGUAG
Molecule: messenger RNA, 189 nt
Organism: Penicillium expansum
Lineage: Eukaryota; Fungi; Ascomycota; Eurotiomycetes; Eurotiales; Aspergillaceae
Exons: 1
Coding region: 1-189 (62 amino acids)
Source: RefSeq, a predicted model, not a curated record